Messenger RNA from Drosophila grimshawi, 1890 nucleotides. RefSeq lists its product as uncharacterized. Bases 169 to 726 code for a protein of 185 amino acids. Gene Ontology annotation, cellular component: extracellular region. NCBI's taxonomy places the organism in Eukaryota, Metazoa, Arthropoda, Insecta, Diptera, Drosophilidae. Gene Ontology annotation, molecular function: heparin binding; growth factor activity. The record is from RefSeq and is a predicted model, not a curated record. The transcript has 5 exons. Gene Ontology annotation, biological process: mesoderm morphogenesis.
AGUUUCACAGAGUCGCGCAACGAAGGCAGUUCAGAAAAAUUUGCAGUCGAAUUUCUUACACUGUGCACAGCCUCAGUUAUAGUCAUAGCCUGAGCCAAUUGACUUCCUUGGUGUGAAUCGUGGAGGAGCAAUUUUUGUGUGUAUAACGGCAAUCAACACAUUUGCACAAUGAGACAUAAUUGCAAAAGGUUUUUGGUAGCAACGAUCUUUACAUGGUCAGCUUUGCUGUCCAAUUUAGCUUGUGGUACUACAGAAGGGCAGGAAACUCCACUAGCCCUGCCCGUAGCUGAGUUGACACAACCAACAACAGCUAUACAGGGUGAAGUUUGGGAGGAAGAUGAUCACGAGGUCUUAAUACGCAAUGAGCGCGGGACAAAAAGCGACGGUCUUUCAUGUCGUUAUGGAAAAAACCCAUGGACUGAAUGCGAUAUUAAGACUAACACACGUUCCCGAACUUUGACAUUGAAAAAGGGUGAUCCGGCCUGUGAUCAAACUCGCACUAUUCAGAAAAAAUGCAAAAAAGCCUGUAGAUAUGAGAAAGGUUCUUGGUCUGAAUGCACCACAGGACAAAUGACCCGAGCUGAUAAAUUAAAGGCGACCAGCGAUCCUUCAUGCGAAGCUACCCGCAUAAUUAAGAAGAACUGCAAGCCAGGCAAGUCCAAGGAUAAGAGUGCCAAGGAGCAGCGUAAGAAUAAGGACAAAGCUGCUCGCAAAGGACGUGCUUAAAUAAUCUGUCAGAAAUCGCAUUGAUUUUUUAAAUUCACAUGUUACUUUUUAUUCCUGAUACUCGUUUUACAAAAAUAUAUGAAACCCAAAAUAACAACGUUACAGAUAAACCCAAAUAAUGUAUAAUCGUAAAGUUCUAUUUGAAUACACCUAUUACAAAAUUGUAGUUUUGUUUUGAAACAAACCGAAACCGAGUAAAUUAAAACCUAUAAAUAAACAAAUUGUAUGCAGAAUUUGUAUGAAUAAUACGUAGAGCCAUACCAAAAAUUUAGUUUAUCCAUUAAAAAUAAAAACCAUUAUUCUCCAAAUUGAUAAAACUAGUUUGACUGAUCCGGCAGAUAUGAAGCUCGAUACCACGGAAAACUGUCUUACAAUUUUCAUAAUGCAUUAGCCAAGUAAUUAUAAAAACAACUUUAUAUUAACGUGAAUAAAAACCCUUUUUAUUAAACUAAAGUUAUUCGAAUUAAUGUAAAAUGUUCGUCUAAAAAUAUCAGCUUCUGUAUUUGAUCUCAAUAUAAACUGAGAAUAGACGAACAACCAGUGGAAAAUAUGAUUGACAUAAGUAAUAAAUAAUAAAACAAAAUUUAGAGGUACAGUAAAUACAACAUUUAAAGAAAACACUUAGUGUAAAUAUUGUAAAAAGUGAUACAAUAGUAUUGCGACGUAACAAAGAGACGAUGACCGAUGGUUGACUAUGUCUAGGCACUAUGCCAAAAACGAUUGGUAUUUUAAAAACGUUCAUAAUACCCUAUUAACUAAAUCCGAUAUGAUUAUUGGUAAUUAUUAUUCUUCUUAAAUAGAAACACCCCAGAAUCAUACAGGCACUCGCGGUCAUUGAAACAAAAAAAAAAUAAAAAAUAAUAAAAAUGCAAAUACAGUGAAAUGUUGUAUACAACGUAGUAAUCUUUUCUGCAAGUACAUUAUCAGUUGUAGCUGAUAAUAAUAAUAAUAAUAAUAAUAAACCUAAAGGUAAUAAUGAUAAUAAUAAUAAAUUUUUAAUAAACCCUCAAAUUGAAUUUCUUAAGAGUUGUUUAUGACUAAAUGUACUUAACGAAUAAUCAAUCAUAAUUAUUAUUAUACAAACAUAAACUGAACGAUCCCUUGGAUCUUACAUGUGUGGGUACAUACGUAUGUAUGUACAUGUAUGGCUACUGCACAUAUGUA